Manihot esculenta (cassava) is the source of this 682-nucleotide messenger RNA. RefSeq names its product classical arabinogalactan protein 9. NCBI's taxonomy places the organism in Eukaryota, Viridiplantae, Streptophyta, Magnoliopsida, Malpighiales, Euphorbiaceae. The record is from RefSeq and is a predicted model, not a curated record. The coding region runs from base 101 to 541 and encodes 146 amino acids. The transcript has a single exon.
CUCACAUUUUCUUCUCACACUUCGAGUUUUCGACCUUUACUCUUCCUUCCUCUCUGUUCUGUUUGUGUAUCUGCUUCGCUGUAGAAGAAAAGAAAUUGCAAUGGCUCGCUCAAGCUUAGCGUUCUUGAUGCUAAUGGCGGUGUUGGUAGGUUCCUCAGUGGCACAGUCACCAGCAUCAUCACCUGUAUCUCCCCCAACCAAAUCGCCUGGGGCAACUCCACCUAAUGCGGCAACUCCAGCACCUUCAGUAUCUGCGCCUUCUCCAACCGUUAAUCCUCCAGUAUCUGCUCCUUCUCCAACAGUUAAACCUCCAGUAUCUCCACCGGCUAAUGCACCAUCGCCAGCUACUGUUGACUCCCCUCCAUCUCCUCCUCCUUCUUUGUCUUCUCCGGCUCCCUCUACAACUGCUUUACCUCCUUCCUCAAUCGCUCAAACACCAUCUGAUGCUCCUGCUCCAGCGGAAAACGGUGCCGCUCUGAAUAGAUUUGCCAUUGCUGGAUCUCUGGCUGUCGGUGCAUUGACUGCCGUUUUGGUCCUCUAAAUUAAAUUAUUAUAGAUGCAUUAUAUAUUUUUUUUUCUUGGAUUUUUUAAUAUGUUGCUUAAUUUUUUUCGUUUCUUUAACAAUUCUUUUGUAUUUUUCAACACAGUUGGGUAAUAUUUUAGUACUAUAUUUUUUCAUACA